This is a messenger RNA of Bathycoccus prasinos, 1125 nucleotides long. RefSeq lists its product with no specific name. Lineage: Eukaryota; Viridiplantae; Chlorophyta; Mamiellophyceae; Mamiellales; Bathycoccaceae. The transcript has a single exon. Gene Ontology annotation, biological process: lipid storage. Gene Ontology annotation, cellular component: lipid droplet. The record is from RefSeq and is a predicted model, not a curated record. The coding region runs from base 1 to 1125 and encodes 374 amino acids. Gene Ontology annotation, molecular function: lipase activity.
AUGGUUCCCGCUCGGCGGUCGACGAGAGGGCGUCUCGGAGAGCGAGCGCGAAGGAAGAGCAGCGGCCUGAACACCCCCGACGGGGCCAUCGUAGAUGUGCGCGUGGAGCGAUUGGUUUUGGAUGCGGACGACGCGAAGGAAGAAGAAGCGUUUGAAGUCGUGCGCGCGACGGCGACGAGGAAAACAACAAAAACGGAGGAUGAAUGCGACGAUGAUGGUAUUUUGUGUUUAAAAACGGAGGAUGAAUGCGACGAUGAUGGUAUUUUGUGUUUAUGCGUUCCUGGGAACCCGGGCGUGGCGGAGUAUUACUCCAACUUUGCGCGAGCGCUGAGCGAAGCUUUGCUCAAAGAAGAAGAGCAACAGCAAAAUGAAAAUAAAGUUCGUCGUCGAUCGGUUACGGUCGAGUGCGUGGGAUUUCUCGGGCACUACGCGGAUGGAAGUUUGACGAGUGCCAAGACGCGACGGUGGUUCACUCUGGAAGAGCAGAAAGCGCACGUGCUGAAGUACGUUCGCUCGAGAGUGGAGGAAGAGAACGCGUGUUUUCUCGUCGGGCAUUCCAUCGGUGCGCACGUCGCGAUGCACGCGGUGAAGGAGAUGCGGGAAGAAGACGUGAAAAAAAUGGUUGGAUUGAUGCCGUUUUUGCACGUAAACGAGAGAUCGAAUGUGCAGAAGUUCCUCGCGUGGUUGGUGAGCCAACGCGUGGUCGUGCGCGUGGUGGCGAAAGUUCUCGGGUUUAUGCAAAAGUUUAAAGCGUUGAAAAAGACAAUCGAGAGAAGCGCGACUCGAGGGAUGAAAUGCGAGUUGGGUAUAUCAGUCACCAAGAGAUGGGCGCGAGAAAUGUCGUUAGUGAAUAUGGCACUCAUGGGAGACACGGAGUUUAAGUUUUUACGCGAUUGGAAAAGAAACGUGGUGGACGUUUUGAAAGCGCACGCGAAGAAGAUUUGCUUCGUCUACGCAAAGGAAGAUCACUGGGGGCCUUUGCACCAGAGGGACGAGUUGAUGGAAGAAAUCGGUUUAGAGGAACUCGAAAUCGUCACGGAUGAGAGUUACGAACACGCGUUCGUGUUGGACGACGAGAGUUCGAAAAAAUUAGCGGAGCAAUGCGCGAGGAUGCUCCUCAAUUAA